CAGCAGCUGGGCAGAGGGUCAGAUGCCAGUCCUGCCAAACUUCUGUUCCAGGCAGGGGGUGUCCUGCCGCUACCAGGACUGGCUGUCAUCCGCUGCUCUCUUGUCACACUGACACGGCCCCCUGGCUGGGCUGAUUGGUCGCUGGCAAUAACUGAUAUGGAAUACUGAUGUUCUCACCGGCAGUUCCUUCCACUCCAAAGAGGUGCCUUCCCACGCCUCUCCUUCCCACCCUGAGCCCAGCCUGGUCCCCCCACACCCCCAGGCGGCCCCUGUACCCCGGGGGAGGACCAGUCCUGGGCAUGCUGCUCUGAGGCCACGGUGGGAUUCACCAGGCUGCUUUCGCUCCUGCUCGCUCUCCAAGAGUCCUGCUCCAGACUUCUCAGGGUUUCCACGGCACAAACAACUGCAUGCGGGCCUGCGGAGAGGCUGGACAGGACUUGUAUAUGGUGGUUUUGUCGCCUCUCUUCACUUUGCUGGAAGCCUUCGGAGUGCAGCCUGCAGGUUUACAGCUGAUUUCUCUUUGCCCCAGAGCUGAGGAAGGAUCCUUCUCCUUCUGUUGACUCUUUCUAUUUUUAUGGUAAGUGCUUGCUUUGAAUGAGCUGCUCUGCUGCAGUGAACAUCCUCAGUCGGUCCCCAGCUAAGCCUGGUGACCUUCCUUUUCUGCAUUUCUUCUGUUCUCAUGGAUCCCACUCCGGGAGGAUCCAGCUAACUACAAUGCCAGGGGCCAUUUAUUUGGAUUGUUUUUGUAUUUUUAAUUUUUUACCAUCACCCUGAGCUCUCCAGGCUGUGAUGGAAACAUAAGUGCUCUCUCUUUGUCCUUGAAGCAGCAGCCAGAGAAAUGUGUCUGCGAUGGUAAAUUGCAGCAGUAGGCAGGGAAUCCUGCAGACUUAGGCAAGAUGAAGCCUGGGGGUGCCAGGGGGCACUGUCUGGGAAUCUGGAGGUGCCGGGGGUGAUUGCCACCCCGCAAACUCUCCCAUCUCUCCGGGUGAAGACAAGCACACACGUGUUUAAGUGUAUCUAUUCAUGGGGCUGAAAAGCGCUUGCAAAUCCAUCAACGGCGAAGCCUGGCAAGCCACCCAGGGUCACAUCGCCACGUGCCUGUGGUCAGGCACUCCUCACUCCCGCCAGGCAGCAGGACAGUAAAAAUGGAAGCAAGCUCUUCCGGAAUCACUAAUGGAAAAACCAAAGUGUUCCACGCAGAAGGAGGUGUGGAUUUGCAAGGCUACCAGCUGGAUAUGCAAAUACUCCCUGACGGCCCAAGGAGUGAUGUGGACUUUUCAGAGAUUCUUAAUGCAAUACAAGAAAUGGCCAAGGACGUCAAUAUCCUUUUUGAUGAACUAGAGGCUGUCAGUAGUCCUUGCAAAGAUGACGACUCCCUCCUUCACCCCGGGAACCUGACCAGUGCUUCAGACGACGCCAGCAGAUUAGACACAGGUGGAGAGACAGUGCGGGAAAAAAAUAAGUUAAAUGGACUUUACUUUCGAGAUGGGAAGUGUCGAAUCGACUACAUUCUUGUGUACAGAAAAUCCAGCCCCCAGACUGAAAAGAGAGAAGUGUUUGAAAGAAAUAUUAGAGCAGAAGGAUUACAAAUGGAGAAGGAGUCCUCUCUAAUAAAUAGUGACAUUAUCUUUGUGAAGCUGCAUGCCCCAUGGGAAGUCCUCGGAAGAUACGCAGAACAAAUGAAUGUAAGGAUGCCUUUCAGGAGAAAAAUCUAUUACCUGCCCCGCCGGUACAAGUUCAUGAGCAGGAUCGAUAAACAAAUAAGCAGGUUUCGGAGAUGGUUACCUAAGAAGCCAAUGAGGCUGGACAAGGAGACACUGCCAGACCUGGAGGAGAAUGACUGCUACACUGCCCCUUUCAGCCAGCAAAGGAUCCACCACUUCAUCAUACACAACAAAGACACUUUCUUCAACAAUGCCACAAGAAGUAGAAUCGUGCAUCAUAUUUUACAAAGAAUAAAGUAUGAAGAAGGAAAAAACAAAAUUGGUCUGAAUCGCUUGCUCACCAAUGGCUCCUAUGAAGCUGCUUUUCCCCUGCAUGAGGGGAGUUACAGAAGUAAAAAUUCUAUCCGAACACACGGAGCGGUAAACCACCGGCACCUUCUCUACGAGUGCUGGGCGUCCUGGGGAGUGUGGUACAAAUACCAGCCUCUGGAUCUCGUGAGGCGGUACUUUGGAGAGAAGAUCGGGCUGUAUUUUGCCUGGCUGGGCUGGUACACGGGCAUGCUCUUUCCCGCUGCCUUCAUUGGAUUGUUCGUCUUUUUGUAUGGCGUCACCACCCUGGACCACUGCCAAGUCAGUAAAGAAGUCUGCCAAGCUACAGAUAUCAUCAUGUGUCCUGUGUGUGACAAAUACUGUCCUUUCAUGAGGCUCUCCGACAGCUGCGUUUACGCCAAGGUGACCCACCUUUUUGACAAUGGAGCCACGGUCUUCUUUGCUGUUUUCAUGGCUGUCUGGGCAACAGUCUUCCUGGAAUUUUGGAAAAGACGUCGAGCAGUAAUUGCUUAUGACUGGGAUUUGAUAGAUUGGGAAGAAGAGGAGGAAGAAAUACGACCUCAGUUUGAAGCCAAGUAUUCCAAGAAAGAGCGGAUGAACCCGAUUUCAGGAAAGCCAGAACCCUAUCAAGCAUUUGCCGAUAAAUGCAGCAGACUUAUCGUUUCUGCAUCUGGAAUAUUUUUUAUGAUCUGCGUGGUGAUCGCAGCCGUGUUCGGGAUCGUCAUCUACCGGGUGGUGACCGUCAGCACGUUCGCAGCCUUUAAGUGGGCGUUAAUCAGGAACAACUCUCAGGUGGCCACCACGGGGACUGCCGUGUGCAUCAACUUCUGUAUCAUUAUGCUGCUGAAUGUGCUCUAUGAAAAAGUUGCGCUGCUUCUGACAAAUUUAGAACAGCCUCGCACAGAGUCCGAGUGGGAGAACAGCUUCACCCUGAAAAUGUUUCUUUUUCAGUUUGUCAAUCUGAACAGCUCCACGUUUUACAUCGCGUUCUUCCUCGGAAGAUUUACAGGACACCCAGGUGCCUACUUGAGGCUGAUAAACAGGUGGAGACUAGAAGAGUGCCACCCUAGUGGAUGCCUUAUUGAUCUGUGUAUGCAAAUGGGUAUCAUAAUGGUGCUAAAGCAGACCUGGAAUAAUUUUAUGGAACUUGGCUACCCGUUAAUUCAGAAUUGGUGGACUAGAAGAAAAGUACGACAAGAACAUGGGCCAGAGAGGAAAAUCAACUUCCCACAGUGGGAAAAGGACUACAACCUUCAGCCAAUGAAUGCCUACGGACUCUUUGAUGAGUACUUGGAAAUGAUUCUCCAGUUUGGAUUCACAACUAUCUUUGUGGCAGCUUUUCCCCUAGCACCACUUCUGGCCUUACUGAAUAACAUAAUUGAAAUUCGACUUGAUGCUUACAAAUUUGUCACACAGUGGAGGAGACCUCUGGCUUCAAGGGCCAAAGACAUAGGAAUUUGGUAUGGAAUUCUGGAAGGCAUCGGAAUUCUCUCUGUCAUUACAAAUGCAUUCGUCAUAGCGAUAACAUCUGACUUCAUCCCUCGCUUGGUGUAUGCUUAUAAGUAUGGACCUUGUGCAGGCCAAGGGGAAGCUGGGCAAAAGUGCAUGGUUGGCUAUGUGAACGCCAGCUUGUCUGUGUUCCGAAUUUCUGACUUUGAGAACCGGUCGGAGCCCGAGUCUGACGGCAGCGAGUUCUCCGGGACUCCUCUCAAGUAUUGCAGAUACCGAGACUACCGCGACUCUCCUCACGCGCUGGUGCCCUAUGGCUACACGCUGCAGUUCUGGCAUGUCCUGGCAGCCCGGCUGGCUUUCAUCAUUGUGUUUGAGCACCUCGUGUUUUGUAUAAAGCACCUCAUUUCCUAUCUGAUCCCCGACCUCCCAAAAGACCUAAGGGAUCGAAUGAGAAGAGAGAAGUACUUGAUCCAGGAAAUGAUGUAUGAGGCCGAACUUGAGCGCCUCCAGAAAGAACGGAAGGAGAGGAAGAAGAAUGGAAAAGCACAUCACAACGAGUGGCCAUGAUGAGGUUUCUCAUCACUGAGACACAGUGCUGGACACCUACAACUUACAGGAGGAUUUGGCUCACAGUUUCAGGGGAUUCAUUCCAUGGUCAGCUGGCUCCACAGCAGAAGCAUCAUGCAGAAGGGCGUGCUGGUGCAAAGAAGCUGAGUUCUUGGUGGCUGGGAAGCAGAGCAGGGGAACAGCACCACAGAACAAUGGCCCAAGGUCAUAACUCCAUGACCCACUCAGACACACUUUACUAAGCCCCUAGGUUGCUCCCAAGCCAAUCAAGUUGACACAGUUAUGCUUAACUGGGGUGGGUGGGUUAAGACUAAAUACACUGUAAGAAAACUCCAUAAUGUUCUCACACAUUCUUUCAGAAAAUCUCACACUUUCUCACUAGCAAGUCAGUUAUAGCUGUGUGAUCUUGGACAAGCCACUAAACUUCUCUGAGCCUUACUUUCCUCGGUGAUGAAGUGUUUAAUGAGCUCUCUGAUCUGAUACUCUGUGAGUCUAAUAUUAUUACAAGAUUUAGCCCUCCUUACCCCUCAGUUUUUUCCCCCUUAUGUGAUUGAAAACUAACUUUGAAAACAUUUCCGAAAUUUGAUAUCCAAAGGAAAAAUGAGAUACAUAGGAAAAAAUAUGGUUUUCGCUUUUCCUAUAGGCCACGGUAUAGCAGAUAUGUGCAGAGAUGUUUGUUGAUAAGUUAGUGAAGCUGUAUCGACCCAGCUCUGUGUUAACAGUCCAACAGGCUACUAUGAGGUGAAUCUGACCAUGGAGUUGGAGGAAAUAAGCCAGACCCCACGCCCACAUGAAUAAAGGUGGUAAUAGGUGUUGAACACUAGCCUUGACCUCAAGUCCAAAGCAGGCUUUGGAUUCACUGAAGGCAAGAAAUAUUUUGCUACUUAGUAAUCUUGCCAUUUCCCAGAUCUGCUCCUUGGCUGUUACUCUGGGGAAAGUACUUAACUUUCUGAGUCCGUCUAUUAGACAGAAUUCAUAUGCAGCUCAAAUAAGACAAUGCAUGGGAAAUGUUUACUAAGCUGUAAAGGGCUGUAGAAUUCUGUCCGGGGUUUGCAUUUCUGUUAAGCAUCGCGUAGCAGUUUGGCUAGUUCUGUCCCUGGCUUUUCCAUUCACAUAAACUGAGCAUUCACAUAGACUUGGUCUUUACAUUUGCAAAAGUAAAGAAGUUGUACCAAGCAAUACUUCAGAGGUGAUCUGGCUUUAACCUUCCGGGAGUCUGUGAUCUGAUGCAACCUGCAGCCCCCUGCUCAUUCCGGCAGCCUCCUCUCUGCUGUGUUCCCUCUCUGGAGGAGAAAGCCUGACUAUCCAGACAGCUCCGGGUAGAGGGGGAAGCAAAUGUCACCGAAGGGAUUUGCGCCUGAGAGCCCCAGUGGCCAGGGACUGAGGUGCUGUUGGGUGGCCUUAUCCACACUGGGGCUUCCCUUAGCUAUAAAUAGGCCACCUGAUGAUUGGGGUUCCUUCUGCCUUCACCCCUGCGGGCUGCUUUCUUCCUAAAGGGGCCAUUCCUCAUUUUUGCUUGAAAGCAUAGCAUUUGUCUCUCUCUCUUCCCACCACUGCUGGCUGAUUGUCACCUUGCUUCAGGCUCCCUUUCUCACUCAGUCUGUUCACCUGCAGAGCGGGCAUAGUAAUGCUUACAUACCCCCGACCUGACUAACUCUUUGCAUACCUUUGAUGCAUGGUAAGUAACCGUCGCCUACCAUGUUGUUAAGCCAUCCUGUGUGCCUAGGAGCUUGAUGCCUUCCUUCCUCUUUCCAGGUAAUAGCUCAUUUCCAGGCCGAGGACCUGAAUUUUGUUUACUUCUCCUGGCUGUGCAAAAAGCACAUUCAAGUGAAUGACACAAACAAUGCAACCGCAGUGCAUGUUGUAGACUCGGGCAGCUGCAGGCGGUCGGCACCAGCCCGGGAUUGAGGUGGAGUCACUGCUGUGGAGCCGCAUUGCAGCCCCGCCCACCAUCGCUGUCCACCCCUAGACCAUUCCUGACCAAGCAGCAUGCACCGCGCGGGCAGUUCCAUCCUCAAGUUUUUAAAACCAAGGGGAACUUGUAUACUGGGCCUGUUUUUCAGCCUGUUUGCUACCUUUUUUUGCACUCUAUCCCGUGUGAAUUUUACAGACACUGGGCUCCAAAGAGUAUUUGGACACCUGGACACACAUUCCUAGAAUGUCACCAUAUGGUCCUAACUCCAUGUCACCAAAUGACACAGACAAGAUCCUGUUUACAACGACUCUUUUCUUUUCUUUUUUUAAUUUCUGAUCUUUCUGAGGAGAUGAUUAUCUAUGGCAUAUCUAUAGCUAUAUGUAUGGCCAUAGAUGUAUUUCUGUGUGUACAUAUGUAUAGCCGUGUAUUCCUACAUAUGUACAUACAAAUACAGAGAUAUAUAAAGUACAUAGAAACUCCUGACUUGUAAAUAGCCAAAAGGUACUGACAUGAAUAUGAAUUUUCACACUUAAUCAUCAACAUGAAGCCAUGUUUAAUGCUUGUAUAAUGUGAUGCAAUAAAAUUUAAAAUAAAUUUAUGCACAUGAAAUAUUUUCA
This is a messenger RNA of Heterocephalus glaber (naked mole-rat), 6545 nucleotides long. RefSeq names its product anoctamin 4 (gene Ano4). Lineage: Eukaryota; Metazoa; Chordata; Mammalia; Rodentia; Bathyergidae. The record is from RefSeq and is a predicted model, not a curated record. Gene Ontology annotation, biological process: chloride transmembrane transport. Gene Ontology annotation, molecular function: intracellularly calcium-gated chloride channel activity; protein dimerization activity. Gene Ontology annotation, cellular component: plasma membrane.